Messenger RNA from Porites lobata, 3113 nucleotides. The record is from the annotation of a GenBank genome assembly. NCBI's taxonomy places the organism in Eukaryota, Metazoa, Cnidaria, Anthozoa, Scleractinia, Poritidae.
AUUGCAACAGGGAAACUCAUUGAUUCUGCUUACCCUCCUCCCUCGCGGCCUUAUGAACAACACCUUAACAUCACGUUUUACUUAAACAGGAGGAUGAAGUUUCUAUUUGUGCUAUCGCUGAUGCUGUGUUACAGUUCAGCUCAGAGUGCUGAUUCACGUGAGUAUAUCGAACAGUCCAACCUAUGUGCAUGAGUGACUACCUUUCGUAAUUAAGCGACCAUCUAACCAAAACACCAAAACUUUCCCAGUGAAAGCCCUACAGUUGGAACCUCUAGUAAACCACCACCUCCUGUAAGCGACUGCGACCACUAUUUGGGUCUGACGGACGGUUUAAUGAUUUCCAUUGGUUUUAACCUCUUGUAAGCGACCACUUCAUGGUCUUUCAAGCGUUGUCUGAUCUCUAUUUUGGCAGUGUGAACUAUGCUAAUAGGAAUAUACGGAGAACUUUAGCAAAACAAGCUGUGUUCGGACAUCUCCUUAAAGCGGCCAUUGAGUCUGCAUUUUUGUGCUCUCUUAUGGGGGUUCGCAUGCAUUUUUAUCGCGCAGAAUAUGUGACCCCUAUAUUUUUCUCCUAUCCGUCCACCCAAUCAGUUGACAUGGAGAAAACAGAAACUAGUGUUUAACUACCAAACAUCGGGCGACUUUUCUUCUUUAAGUUUUUUUGUGGCAGUUUUCGAUAUCCACCUAUCGUGUUUAAAAACUCAAUCACCCUAGGUCAGAUUUGAUUUCAGGUAAAUAUCUUGUAAGUUUGCGACAUUGCAUUUUUAAACCAGUGGCAAAAUAGUGGGAUUUAGGAAAUUCGUUUUAAUUGGUAGAAAAAAGAACAUGGAGGGCGACACCUCAAAGUUCUCUAUUGAUUAAGAGAACACAAGUUGACGUGUGGAAUAUACAAUCUGAUUUUGUAGGAUGUGGUUCUGUGGUAAACAACAGCUUGACAAGUCCUGGAUUUCCAAGAAAAUACCCAAAUAACAUGCACUGUGUGUACAACGUUUCCAUUCCAUCAGGAAAGGCACUGAAGAUCAAUUUUUCAACUUUUGAACUGGAAUUACAUCCUCAAUGCGGGUAAGUAAUUUUUUUUGACAAUAGAGAGAUUUAGAGUCACGUUAACUGUAAACGGCAAACGUGAGAUUCAAGUUGAGCGUAUCUCAAAUAAAAAAAUAGCAGGUAAAAACAGCUCAAAGCAAUUCUUAUGGAUAAAUCUGGCGUGAAACAAUUUAUUUAACUUCUUUGUAGAAGUAAUGAACAGUAAACGUCAAGAAAAAAGAAAACUUGGUCACGUGGUACAGAUUCACUUUUGCCAUUUAAAGUUAACGUGACAGAUGUCAAACAAUUGAAAACCACUUAACUGACUCGGCUUUGGUAAGAGUAGAUUAGGAACUUGAGUUAAAGUGAUACUUAUUACUCUAAAACUUAACAUUUUUGUUGGUAAAAACAUACCCACAAAUUCCGAAGUUCGACUUGUACGCUGCAAGUUUGCGGAUCUGUGAUAUUACGCCUAUAAAUAGGGCAAAAUCAGGCUUCUAAAAACCCAGGCUGACAGGUAAGUAUAUCCCGCCAGGAAAAGCACUGACCAAUGAGAAUAGCCCUCUAAUUUUAAAAUAAAGAUAGACCUAGUUUCUGAAACUGAUAACACGAAGAAGAAUGUAAAACACACUGAUGCUCUUUAAUUCUUUUAAGAAUUAAAGAGUAUCUGCCAGUAAAUUAGCGGUCUGGUCGAUAUGGCGUGAAAAAUAGAUUUCGCUCAUUUCUUGUGCGUUGAAAGACUUUCAUGUACCUGUACUUAACGGCCACAAUCCGCUAGACUGUAUUUUUAAAACUCGAAUUUUUGAGACAAUUUUGGCUCACCUCAUCCAACGCUCGCUUUGUGCGGCUUAAAUCAAGGCUGAAAAUCAACAAAACUUUAAAUGUUGAUUUGGAAAGAAAUAGUAAUUAUUGAGUAAAAGAAAUAACACAAAAAGCCGUCAUAAUUUUGUUGACAUAACACAGCGUUUUCUGCCAACAUUGAGCACAAUUUGACCCCAUAGCAAGAUUUUAACGAUCCCCUUUCCUCACUGACAGAUCAAGUGGAGACGAACCACCCCCCAAAUGGGGUCCCAAAUGUGUCAUUUGCUCUCGCAGAAAAAAUUAAAGCAGAGUAACAUAUAUAGAAACCAUGAUAUUUUGUGAAAGAAUACUUCCGAAAAAAAUAUAAUUUCUACGAUUUCUUCGAUUUUUUCUUCUCCUAAAAUACUGCCUAAACAGUGCAUUCAUUAGUUAUUGACCAGGUGACAGCUUUUACUUCAUUAGUAUGGUAUUUCUGUUGUUUCGGCGCAGACGGCUCUCUCUCGAAAUGUUCCUAGCGGCAGAGAGCGAUGGGAGUCGGCUGUUUCGCAGCCUAAUGAACAAAAUUCAAACUAUUAUUUACAAAAUCGAAUGUUCGUUGCUGAUGCCCGUAGAUAGGCUCAAAAGGUGCAGAGACUUCUUACUGGCUAAACCGAGAUCUGACCAAUGAUAUGGUCUUUGAUCUGGAAAAUGCCAUAGCUUUUUUUAAAAUCCAAAUUAAGAUUUCACGCCUCAAGGCUUUUACGUGAGUUGAGAUAAGUGAAAUCCCUUUUACAGGCCUUAGUCAUCUGUGAGUAGGUCGAAAGCAAGAGAACAUAAAAGCCUUUUGUUUAACGUUAAUUGGUAUUCGUAGACGGCGGCAAUUCAGCUACUCGGGAGUGACUCAAGUGCAACAUAAAAUGAAAGAAUUUGAUCGUCGGCUUGAUAUUCCACAGAAACGUUUGGAGCUUCCUUAACUCCACCAUAAAGCACCACUCGCAAUUAGUUGAGGCGCGCAGUAGAACAUAAAAGGCUUUUAUGUUCUCUUGGCGGUUAGGGUUAUUUCUAAGAAUUUAACUGCCCUUGAAAAGUAAAAAACAUAUUUUUUCCUUUCUAGCUAUGAUUAUUUGAGGAUUGUAGAUGAUGACAGCAGAACACUUGGUACAUAUUGUGGGAGCGAACUUAGUGGAAAGGUAGUUUUGGUAAAUGGAAACUACGCAUUAAUAACAUUCCACUCUGGUGGUUCUGAACAACGCGUGGGAUUCCAGCUCACGAUGUCAUUUACUGAAAAUCAAAAUGGUAUGUUCAAAUAA